Messenger RNA from Brassica napus (rape), 572 nucleotides. RefSeq names its product pectinesterase inhibitor 1. The record is from RefSeq and is a predicted model, not a curated record. NCBI's taxonomy places the organism in Eukaryota, Viridiplantae, Streptophyta, Magnoliopsida, Brassicales, Brassicaceae. Gene Ontology annotation, biological process: negative regulation of catalytic activity. The transcript has a single exon. Gene Ontology annotation, molecular function: pectinesterase inhibitor activity. The coding region runs from base 12 to 572 and encodes 186 amino acids.
CAUUCAAGGCAAUGGCUUUCUCUUGCGUCACAAGAGACCUAAUUUCAGUUCUUGCCCUUCUUCUUCUAUCAUUUACCCCUUUCUCGUCAUCUUUUUCUCCGAGGGACAAAGUCACAAUAGGAGUGCUUGCCCAACUCUGCGCAAAACCGCCAAUCUACGACCAUUUCUGCGCCGGUUGGCUAGCCCCUGAUCCAGAAACUUUCAACCUCGACAUAAGUGGUCUUGUCGACUUGGUCCUCCAAAAGACGCAGUUGUUUGCCUAUAAGAAUCUUGCCAUGAUGAAAGGCUUAGUGAGAACCACAAAUGAUCCGAGGCUCAAGGCCCCAUAUGCGACCUGUGUGACAGGUUAUGAGUCAGCCAUUAAAGCCAUCGAGGGAGCUCAAACGUUUGCGACCUCUAAAUCGUACAAGCUAGCAUCUCAAGCAGCUUCUAAAUCCUUUGAUAGUAUAUCUUCUUGUGAAGCUGAUCUUAAAGGACAACAAAAUGUGCCUGCUUAUGUUCUUCAACGCAAUUUGAUGUACGGAAGAAUGUGUACCGUUGAUUCAGUUUUCUCCAGCGUUUUAAGUUCUUGA